This is a messenger RNA of Recurvomyces mirabilis, 1131 nucleotides long. RefSeq lists its product as uncharacterized. The transcript has a single exon. NCBI's taxonomy places the organism in Eukaryota, Fungi, Ascomycota, Dothideomycetes, Mycosphaerellales, Teratosphaeriaceae. Bases 1 to 1131 code for a protein of 376 amino acids. The record is from RefSeq and is a predicted model, not a curated record.
AUGGCUGAAGAUGCCUUGCUCAGUAUUACGACCUUGUUGCAGAAUCUGCCAAUCUGGAUAGCAGGUAUUGAGGGCAUCCUCAAAGAUGCAACAGAACGACAGCAAAAGUUGCUUGCGGAGCAUCAGCCAGCCGACUCACUGCCCGUAGUGAAGCGGAGAAGGCGGUCAAGCGUGAGCUCGAUUUGGUCCGAAGUCGUGAGAGUAGGGACGCAAGAAGACCUAGAAGUUAAAGGAGACAAUGGAGAAGAAGGCGUUGGAGCAGAGCCGGAAGAGGAGAAUGAGGACUGGCCUGUGGUGGCUUCCGUUGCACUUCUCAGACCUCAGCUUCCACACAUGACACAUUCAGAUGCGCUCAGGUUAUCACAACGCAAGCGCAAGACUGCCUCAGUAUGCUCCGGCGACCAUUCUGGUGGCCCAGUCAAAUAUCGAUGUCGAGGCCUUGCAGUGAUAUACUACGACGGCGAUGUACAGAAGCGCUUCGAAGCAUUAGUGAAGGCUGUCCAGCUCUCUCGACAUAGCAUUAGAAAGGCGAGCGACAAGAUGACCGCCGCAAGAAGCCGACCACCGGACCGCAAUAGCGAUGACAGCAGCAGUGAUGCAGACCGGACAGCCGGGAUGAGCGUGCGCGAAUUCCAGGCGGCGAAGUCCCGUCAAAGGAAAGCUAGCCUUACACCUCCCGAUGAGUGUGCUGUCAUGCUCGAUCGUGUGGACGUACUGUUGAACAAGGGCCAGGAUCUUUGCGAGCGGGCUGCUCACCAGGUCUUGCGAGAUGGCGACUGUGCAUUAGAGCUUAAGAACGCCGUGAAGAGACUGAAGGAGGCAAAUGAGACCGCGGAGGCACGGCUUUCAGAUCUUGAGAAGCGUGCGGCGGAGACGUCGGAGCAAAAUCGACAACGCGAUGAGGAGCGAAAGAGUCGCGAGUCCGCUGAUGGCAGGAAGAAGCGUUUGUCGAGCGAGCCCGCCACGUCGACCUCACCAGUGCCGAGUCUGGUCGCAUCGUUGCCUUCUGAUAACCGGCUCGAGGUGGAUCUUGAUGCUGACGCCACCGAUGACGACGGUGAAGACUUUGAUGCCAGUGCCUUUGCUGUUGGGAAGUACCAGAUGCGCAGCACGAGGUUGCUGGCGCACUAG